Molecule: messenger RNA, 803 nt
Organism: Saccostrea echinata
Lineage: Eukaryota; Metazoa; Mollusca; Bivalvia; Ostreida; Ostreidae
Product: metalloproteinase inhibitor 3-like
Exons: 3
Coding region: 1-384 (127 amino acids)
Biological process (GO): negative regulation of endopeptidase activity; negative regulation of membrane protein ectodomain proteolysis
Cellular component (GO): extracellular matrix
Molecular function (GO): metalloendopeptidase inhibitor activity; protease binding
Source: RefSeq, a predicted model, not a curated record
AUGCGGUAUGGACAGCAAACGGCAAUCCGAACAAUCAAAACCAGCUCAUCAUCUGCUGCUUGUGGAUCAAACUUUGAAAUAAACAAAGAAUACAUCAUUUCAGGUGUCAACACUCAGGGGGUAUGGGAAACCAAUUUAUGCGCCUGGAAUACUGAAACUUCUUUACUAACGCAAUACCAAAGAAGAGCACUGGAUCUCGACAUUUAUAAAAAUAGUUGUACCUGCAAGAUUUUGGAUUGCACAUUCGGCGUAAGAAAUUGCCAAGCUGUGAGAGGAAAUGAGUGCGUCAUCAGAUCAAAUUUCAAUUGCUUCCAUGACAUUAAUUCCUGUGGGAGAGUUAAUUCCAACUGCAUGUGGACUUCUCCGGCCUGUGAUCUAUUAUAGCAGUAUGGAAAGUAAAUUAAAGUUAAUAUGAAUUUAUUGUAACAGUAAUGAUAUCAUCAUAAUUAAAAUCUCUUUUACGCUUACUAUAUUACGACUUUUCUGAUCUCGCUGAACAAAUAUUUUUAACAUAAGGUCUUGUCUUUAUAAUUCAUUAAUUUUAUUGAGGGCACACUUCACCAUGACUUCGAGCAUGACUGGGAAUAUUUUUUUCAAAAACAAUCAAUGUACCAACAGUUUAUACAAUAAUGAAUUUGAAAUUAAUCUUGAGUGUGAGAGGUCAUAUUCCGUAAAGCAUAAAUAUACCAUGAGGAAUUUAGGUGCUCGACAAGCACAUGCAAAUACUCAGAAUGACAUAACAAAUCUAUUUAAUUAUAUCUAAGGAAUUUAUGUCAUUAUACAUGUACAUCAUUUGCAUUAUG